This is a messenger RNA of Prunus armeniaca (apricot), 1404 nucleotides long. The record is from the annotation of a GenBank genome assembly. Lineage: Eukaryota; Viridiplantae; Streptophyta; Magnoliopsida; Rosales; Rosaceae.
AUGGAAGAAGCCCCCUCACUCUCCACCACCACCACAAGCCCUCUCCUCCUCCACGAGCGGUGGCGCCACCACCUCCGCCUCAAAACCACGCUCUGUGCCGAGCUCUCCGGCGCAGUGGGUGACCUCGGCACCUACAUCCCCAUCAUCCUGGCCCUCACCCUCGUCUCCCACCUCGACCUCAGCACCACCCUCAUCUUCACCGCCCUUUAUAACUUCACCACCGGCCUCCUCUUCGGCAUCCCCAUGCCCGUCCAGCCCAUGAAGUCCAUCGCUGCCGUCGCAAUUUCCGAGUCCCCCCACCUCUCCCUCCCCCAAAUCGCCGCCGCUGGUCUGUCCACCGGCGGCGUCCUCCUCCUCCUCGGGGCCACCGGCUUCAUGUCCUUCCUCUACCGUUUCCUCCCCUUCCCCGUCGUCCGCGGCGUCCAGCUCUCUCAAGGCCUCUCCUUUGCCUUCACCGCCGUUAAGUACAUCCGCUUCAAUCAAGACCUCGCCGCCUCCAAAUCCACCUCCCCUCGGCCCUGGCUCGGCCUCGACGGCCUCCUCCUCGCCCUCUCUUCCCUUCUCUUCAUCGUCCUCGCCACCGGAGCCGGCGACGACGAUCACACUCACAAUCUCAGCACUGAAAACAUAAUCAAUCGUCGCCGAUCACCACGACUUAAUCAACGGCUGAAAGUUUUAUCCCAAAUUCCUGCAGCUCUUGUAGUUUUCUUAUUUGGGCUGAUUUUGUGCUUCUUCCGCGACAUUUCAAUCUUGGGCGAUCUCAAAUUUGGGCCCUCUAAGAUAACCUUGUUGAAGAUUACAUGGGAAGAUUGGAAAAUUGGGUUUGUUCGCGGAGCAAUUCCCCAAAUCCCACUGUCAAUCUUAAACUCUGUGAUCGCCGUCUGCAAAUUAUCCGGUGAUCUGUUUCCAGACAGGGAGGCGUCAGCGAGGACGGUUUCGAUCAGCGUAGGGGUCAUGAACUUCGUCGGGUGUUGGUUCGGGGCAAUGCCUGUGUGCCAUGGAGCUGGAGGGCUUGCUGGACAGUACAGAUUUGGAGGGAGGAGCGGGGCUUCGGUUGUGUUUUUGGGGAUUGGGAAGUUGGUUUUGGCUCUGCUGUUUGGGAACUCAUUUGUGAGUAUUCUGAACCAGUUUCCGAUUGGGAUUCUUGGGGUGCUCUUGCUUUUUGCUGGGAUUGAAUUGGCUAUGGCUUCCAAGGAUAUGAACUCAAAGGAGGAGUCUUUUGUGAUGUUGGUUUGUGCUGCGGUUUCUUUGACUGGUUCUAGCUCUGCCUUGGGUUUUGGGUGUGGGAUUUUGUUGUUUUUGUUGCUCAAAUUGAGGGAGUUGGAGUUUUCUAGAGUUGGGUUUCUGAAAUCUAAGUCAGAAGAAUCAUCCAAAGAUGAUGAAGCUACUAGCUUGAUCCCUUGA